Vitrella brassicaformis is the source of this 1043-nucleotide messenger RNA. NCBI's taxonomy places the organism in Eukaryota, Vitrellaceae. The record is from the annotation of a GenBank genome assembly.
UCAAACAGGCUCAAGGGGAGGAGGGAUCAAUCCCCACCCCAUCAGCACACCCCAGUCCCGCAAACCCUUCCCUCCCUCCCCCACGCAGACAGAAGCUAGUCGCGCGCGAGGGCGAUAGACAAGCGAGAGCGAAUCCAUCCAGACAGAUGACUGAACCCCCGACUCUUCCACCCCUCCUUCUCCAACAGCGCAUGAGCCAUAUGGGCGAUGAACACGUUGGCAUCGUGUCCCCCACACACCGUCACACGUCACCACCAGAGGGCAGAAGGUCACGCGGGAGUCGCAGACGGCCGAGCGGUAUUUCUUCUUCUUGGCGGUCUCGUGCUGCUUCAGGAUGGACUUGGUCGAUCGGUUCUUGGAAGCGUAAGACGUUGCGUCAGGAUCCGUAAUACAGAUGUCAAACGACGCAGCCGCCUGCCGCUCCCACACGCCCCGAGCGACGAUGUCCGCCCUGACCCCACCCUCCCCCUCCUCUCCCUCCUUCAACACCACCUCCCGACGCACACCAGCGUCCCCCCACGCCAUCCCAAUCAGCUCGGCAAAAGUGUCCCGCAGCUCGUCGUGGCGACGAAUCACCAGGCCGUACCGCUUGCAGCACAGCGCAUGGUCGACGGUGAGGGGCUGGUUGCAGUGGUCGCAGCGUGCAGCGAGGCCGGGGGGGUGACGGCCGUAACGCAUGUUGAGGGCAUCUCGAAACUCCGCAGCAUCAAGACCAGUGUUGUUGUCUGUCGACGGGAGGGUGGUCAGCCAGCCGGACGUCUUGUACUCGGCGCUGCGGGAGAGGACGCGAUGGCGCCGGCGGUCGAUGUGCGGCAGGGCGGCCUCCCUCUUGGUCUUGUGGGCGACGUCCUGCUGCUGCUUGCUCCGGGUGAGGGCGUGGCGGAUGGUGGCACGAUGGUCGCCAGGGUGGAACGGAGCCUUGCCUUGGACGGACUUGGAGACCACCUUGGUGCUCGCGCGGGAAGCGGGGUAGGCGGCUGCGGCACGGUCGAGAGGGUCACAUAUGCCGGUGCCGCUAUGCCGGGCAGGCAGCAGCAUCAGGU